Messenger RNA from Setaria italica (foxtail millet), 2121 nucleotides. RefSeq names its product probable inactive receptor kinase RLK902. The record is from RefSeq and is a predicted model, not a curated record. NCBI's taxonomy places the organism in Eukaryota, Viridiplantae, Streptophyta, Magnoliopsida, Poales, Poaceae. The transcript has 3 exons. Bases 1 to 2121 code for a protein of 706 amino acids. Gene Ontology annotation, biological process: protein phosphorylation. Gene Ontology annotation, molecular function: protein binding; ATP binding; protein kinase activity.
AUGGCAGGGUCAGAUCCGGGCCGCCGCCGCUCCGGCGUGCCGCCGGCCAAGUUUAGCUUUAGCAUCGUGGAUUCUAAGUUCCCAGUCCCUAGCCUGGAAGCCGCGGACCUUGCAGCGGCGCCGGCAAUGGCGCGUCAGCGGCGGUCGAUCGGCGGUGCCCGCGCGGCGGCGGUCACGCUCGUGGUGGUGGCCGCGCUGCUCGCCGCCGCGGUGCCUGGGCGCUGCGUGGCGCAGGACCUGGCGAGGGACCGCACGGCGCUGCUGGCGCUGCGGGACGCGCUGGACCGCGGCCGCCUCCUCCCGUGGGACCCCGCGGCGGCGUCGCCGUGCGGGUGGCGCGGCGUCGCGUGCGCCGCCCACUCCCAGGGCGGGGACCGUGUCGUGGAGCUCCGGCUCCCCGGGAAGCGGCUCUCCGGGACGAUCCCGCCCGGCACGGUCGGGAACCUCACCGCGCUACGGAAGCUGUCGCUCCGGCACAACGCCAUCUCGGGGCAGAUCCCCGCCGACGUCGGCAGCUGCGGCGAGCUGAGGGUGCUGUCCCUGAGGAACAACCGCUUCGCCGGCACCGUGCCGGAGGGCCUCUUCUCGCUGGCGGUGCUCAAGCACGUCGACCUCGCCCUGAACGGACUCACCGGCGGCGUAUCGCAGGAGUUCAACCGGCUCAACCAGCUGGGCACGCUCUUCCUCGAGGGCAACGACCUCGCCGGCGAGCUCCCUGCGGGGCUAUACCUCCCCGGUCUCUCGCGGUUCAACGUGUCGUUCAACGCGCGGCUCGCCGGCCCCGUGCCGGCGUCGCUCGCCAGGAUGCCGGCGACCGCGUUCCUCGGCACGGGGCUCUGUGACGGCCCCCUCUCCGCGUGCGCGCCACCGCCGUCGGGUGACAGGAAGAGGAAACUAUCCCGUUGGGCGAUCGUCGGCAUCACCGUCGGCGCCGCGCUCCUCCUCCUGCUCGUCAUGGGGCUCGUCGCCUUCCUCCGCCGGCGUCGGGCGCCGGCCGGGAGGCCCGCGGGUGCCGCCGCCGCCGCCAACGUGCACGCGGGCACCGCGCCUAUAACGGUGACAGUGGCGAGGACGGACAGGGACGCCGCCGUGAAGCAGUCGCACGCCCCGCCGCUCGCGCCGGCAAUGGUCGGCGAGGGCAAGAAGCUGGUGUUCCUGGGGAGCGCGCCGGAGAGGCCGUACGACCUGGAGACGCUGCUGCGGGCGUCGGCCGAGGUGCUCGGCAAGGGCGCCUUCGGCACCACGUACCGCGCCACGCUCGACGGCGGCGAGCCCGUCCUCGCCGUCAAGCGCCUCCGCGAGGUGCGCCUCUCCGAGCGCGAGUUCCAGGACAAGGCGGCGACGAUCGGCGCCCUCCGCCACGACAACCUGCCCCGCCUCCGCGCCUACUUCUACGGCAAGGAGGAGAAGCUCCUCGUCUACGACUUCGUCGGCGCCGGCAGCCUCGCCGCCCUGCUCCACGACGGCGGCGCGGAGGGCCGGGCGCGGCUGGACUUCACGGCGCGGGCGCGCAUCGCGCUGGCGGCGGCGCGCGGCGUAGCGUUCAUCCACCGCGGCGGCGGGGCCGAGUCGGCGCACGGCAGCAUCAAGUCGUCCAACAUCGUCGUCACCGCCGCGCGCGACGGCGCCUACGUCUCCGACUACGGCGUUGCGCAGCUCGCGGGCGCCGCCGCCGCGGAGCAGCCACGCCGGGACGCUGGGUACCACGCCCCGGAGGUGCUGCUGGCCGGCGCGCGCGCCGCGCCGGCGCAGAGCGCGGACGUGUACAGCUUCGGAGUGGUGGUGCUGGAGCUGCUGAGCGGCCGCGCCCCCGGGCGCGCCGCUGCACCCAUACUCGCCGGCGGCGGCAGAAACGGCGGCGUGGACCUGCCGCGGUGGGUGCGGUCGGUGGUGCAGGAGGAGUGGACGUCGGAGGUGUUCGACGCCGCCAUCGCCAACGAGCCGCGCGUGGAGGAGGAGAUGCUGCGGCUGCUGCAGCUCGGCAUGGACUGCACGGAGCAACAUCCCGACCGGCGCCUGUCCAUGGCGGAGGUGGAGGCGAGGAUCGAGAGCAUCGUCGAGAACGCGUGCCGGAAAGCCGACUUCAGCAGCACCGACGGCAGCCGGAGCGUGUCGGCGUGA